Messenger RNA from Terrapene triunguis (Three-toed box turtle), 2008 nucleotides. RefSeq names its product interferon-induced GTP-binding protein Mx1-like. Gene Ontology annotation, molecular function: GTPase activity; GTP binding; microtubule binding. Gene Ontology annotation, biological process: defense response to virus. Lineage: Eukaryota; Metazoa; Chordata; Testudines; Emydidae. The record is from RefSeq and is a predicted model, not a curated record. The coding region runs from base 5 to 1954 and encodes 649 amino acids. Gene Ontology annotation, cellular component: cytoplasm; membrane; microtubule. The transcript has 13 exons.
UAGCAUGAUGUCUGGGAAGAAUGUCAAGGGAGAGGGAAAAAACCCAUCUCCCAUGGUGAAUAACAAAGCACAGAAAGCAGAACACACCUUGUGCAGUCAAUAUGAGGAGAAGGUUCGUCCCUGUAUUGAUCUCAUUGACUCCCUGAGAGCCCUUGGAGUAGAAAAGGACCUGGCUUUGCCAGCAAUUGCAGUGAUUGGAGACCAGAGUUCUGGAAAAAGCUCGGUUCUAGAAGCCCUGUCCGGAGUCGCUCUUCCUAGAGGCAGUGGUAUUGUUACCAGAUGUCCUUUAGAGCUCAAACUGAAGAAAGUGCAUUACACGCAGGAAUGGAAAGGAAAAAUUACUUACUUGGCGAUAAAGCAAGAAUUGAAUGGUCCUUCCGAAGUGGAAAAAGAAAUAAGGAAAGCCCAGGAUGCAAUGGCUGGUGAAGGAGUGGGCAUUAGCCAAGAAUUAAUUUCCCUAGAAAUUAGCUCCCCAAAUGUUCCAGAUCUGACACUGAUUGAUCUGCCAGGGAUUGCUAGGGUGGCUGUGGGGAAUCAGCCAAAAGACAUUGGAAAUCAGAUCAUAAAUCUAAUUAAAAAGUAUAUUUGUAAGCAACAAACUAUAAAUCUGGUAGUGGUACCAAGUAAUGUGGAUAUUGCAACUACAGAGGCCCUAAAAAUGGCUAAAGAGGUGGACCCUAAGGGGGAGAGAACUCUAGGGAUUCUCACAAAACCCGAUUUGGUCGACAGGGGAACCGAGAGCAAUGUAGUUGACAUUGUCCGAAAUCUCAGCAUCCCCCUAAGGAAGGGCUACUUGAUUGUUAAAUGUCGUGGGCAGCAAGACAUCCAUGACAACUUGACACUGGCCUCUGCAAUUCAGAAAGAGAGAGAAUUCUUUGAGGAGCAUGAAUAUUUUAGUAUUCUUUUGGAAGAAAGAAAAGCUACUAUCCCACUUUUGGCAGAGAAACUUACACAGGAACUGAUAGAGCACAUUAAUAAAUCACUACCAACUUUAGAAAAUCAGAUAAAGGACAAACUCCGGGUGGCAAACAACAAGCUACAAAAAUAUGGCAAAGGUGUGCCAGAAUCAGUAGAAGAGCAGAUGCUCUUCCUAGUAGAUAAACUCAAACUCUUUAACCAGGACAUCAUGAAUUCAGUGCAAGGAGAAGAAAUUUUAACUGAUAAAACAAAACAAAGACUAUUCACAAAAGUUCGCAAGUACUUUAAUGAAUGGGAAGCCCAUAUUAAUAACAGUACACUGAAAGUAAAAGAAAUUAUGAAAGAAGAAGUGUGGGGCUUUGAAAAUCACUAUCGUGGAAGAGAGCUCCCAGGUUUUGUCAAUUACAAGACAUUUGAGGCCAUUGUGAAACAACAAAUUGUGCUGCUGAAAUCACCAGCUAUCAUGAUACUGAAGACAGUGACUGAGCUUGUACGAGAAACUUUUACUGAAAUUGCCAUGCAACACUUUGAGAACUUUUUCUAUCUUUUCAGAGAAGCUAAGACUAGAAUUGAAGUCAUAAAACAAAAACAAGAGGAGGAAGCUGAAACUGUAAUUGCCAAUCAGUUCAAAAUGGAACGCAUCGUUUACUGUCAGGACAGUCUUUAUCAUGAGGAUUUACAGGAAAUUAGAAAAACUACUGGAGUCCUCCCUCUUGGUGUUGCUGUUACUCAUGUUAAGUCUAUUGCAUCUCAAAAACAGUAUUCCAUUGAUGAAAUGGCUUAUCACUUGAAUGCAUAUUUCAAGGGUGCAGGCAAUCGUCUCUCCACUCAAAUUCCUUUGAUUAUUCAGUCCUACGUCCUCCAGGACUACACUGAAAAGUUACAGAAUGCAAUGUUGCAACUUUUGCAAGAUAAAGAUAAGUUCAGCAUUCUUCUUCUUGAGAAGAAAGAUGCUGCCACUGAAAGGAAAAAUGUGAAAGAAAGAAUUAAACGUCUGACACAAGCUCGACAACGCUUAGCAAAGUUCCCAGGUUAAAGCAGAUGUAUACUGCUUACUGUAUUUUUCACUCCAUGCAUCUGAUGAAGUGGA